UCCUGCACGCACGUGUGCAGAAGCAAACCUCCCUCCUCCUACGUGUGUCUUCCCCUUUCUGUACUUCGCCCUUCCACACUUCUUACUGACAUUUCAGCUGUGGCUGUCAACGGGAACUAGCAACGAGAGCAAACUACACAGUACAGAGAAAAACAACCUCUUGCAUCUGUAGCUAUUGAACUGGCUGUUAAUGAUCUGGUUCAUUUGAGAUUAUGAGGAACUGCAGUGGCUUGGCUGCAUGUCAGCAGCUCUGAAAAGUCUCUUCUGAAGCUUUUUUCUGAUCUUCCUGGACUGAACUCUGCUGAACCUGAAGCAGGUCUGGAAUGCGUCUAACACUCUUCACCCACUGGACAGCUUUCUACAAGAUACAACUUUCUAUCAACAAACAACAGCGGUGGUCACCACAGCACGCUGGAGAGGGCAACAGAAAACUGCUCUGGAAGAAGAAACUGUGGACUGCUUUACCUUUGAAACACCACUUUGGUAUGAGGGAGGUGAUUUUCUUUAACCAGGGGAGUUACAGCUAACUAAAGGAACCAUGAACUCCACUUUUAAACCAGAAACAGGCAACAACGCAACAUGCGUUAACAUUGGAGAGAGUGUUGUCAGUGACUUGCUGAUGUCUGUUUACAUACUGGCCUUUGUUUUUGGUUUGAUCUUCAAUGUACUGACCCUGGGCCCCAUCAUUCAACAAGUGAGGCAAAAAAAUGUCCUGGGAAUCUUCCUGCUCAACCUGUCUAUCUCUGACUUCCUUUUCAUCAUCACUAUGCCCCUUUGGAUAAAUUAUUACCGGUUUAACCACCGCUGGAUGCUAGGUUCUGGGUCCUGCAGUGUAGCUGGCUUUGUCUACUACUCUAAUAUGUAUAUCAGCAUCUACCUGCUUUGCUGUAUCUCUGUAGACCGCUGUCUGGUGGUCAGCUACCCACUCCGCUUCAAGACACACCGAACUUCUUGCUACGCCUGGAUGCAGUGUAUCGUAGUUUAUGUGGUAGUGGUGGUGAUACACAUCAUAAUGCUGGUCUAUGAUAAUCUCACAGACGCCCAUGAUGAGAACAACAAUAAUGACCGUUGUUAUGAGACCUACCCCAUGGAGAAGCCUAUUGCUCUAUUCAACUUGCUCAGAGUAGGCUUGGGCUUCCUGCUACCCCUGCUAGUGCUGGCAGUGAGCUACUGGAGGGUGUUAGCCACUGUGGGCCGAAGUCCCGGCCUGAGCGCCCAGGUUAAGAGGAAGGUCCGUCUUCUCUCCUUUGGAGUAAUUGGGAUCUUCUCAGUUUGCUUUGCUCCAUAUCAUAUUCUUUUGCUCAUACGCUCACUAGUAUUUUAUAAUAACAAUUUUGAUAAGAGUCACAAUGGGAGUUACUGCAAGUUUGAAGAACAAAUGCACUUCUUCUUCUCCUGUACGCUUGCACUGUCCAGUUUGAAUGCUGUGGUGGACCCAGUGCUGUAUGUGUUGGUGAGUAAUGGAGUCUGGGAGCAGAUGAAACUAACCUGGAGAUGCCGCAGACGGACAGAACAAGAAGACUGUGCACUAACUGCUUACAAAGGAGGAAAAGCUGCCACUACUGCCACUACUCAUUUAAUAUGAACAAUAAGCUAUAUGUGAUAGACAUGUGUACAAUUGUAUGUGUGUGAGUGUGUAUUGACAUAUUAUAGGAUUUUGCAUGGCAGCUUUUUCAAGUAAAGUCUUCCUCUCAUGAGUUAAGUAACGGGAUUAUUUCCAUCCCACUUGUGUAUGUUAUUUUGUGUAUGUAUAAAAGGCAAUCUUUUAUACAUACACAUUUGUAUGUUAUAUCGAGCACAGUGUAAGGAGGAAGCUGAAUAAUGUAUGCAUCUCAGUCCUGGUUAAUGUGAUAUUAGUCUCGGGUUCUGCUCUCCCACGAGUUCUUCAGUGUAAGCCACUUCUGGUUUUGUUGUUAGACACUGUUGCCGCAACUGAAGAGCCAUUGUAUUUUUUUUUGUCCAAUCUAUGCAAUCAUAGCGUGACUGAGCAACCCUGAUAUAUUUAAAUAUGCAUUACCUCCAAUGCAUGCCAUACAAAGCCUUUGUUAGCAUAACUUUGUGUGCCCAGUGUCUGACAUAUUUAACAAGAAAUAAAUCAGUAUUAUGUCCAGGUGCUCAGAGUUUUUUUCACGCAGACAGUAUGCAACAAUUAACCCAUACACCCAGUCUCUUAGUCUUCGCCAUUAAACAUAUAGAUAAUUAUAAAUGCAACAUAGCUGUGUGUUUCACAAGUGUCAAGUUGAAAAGGAAGGCAAUAAUGAUGGAUGUAUAUAAGUGUGUGUCAGGGGUGUGAGACAGAAAUGGAGAAAAAGAAUAAUAAAGUGAAAGAAAGACAGCAAAAAGACUGAAAGAGGAAGCGUUUGAAUCAACAUUAUGUCUGUUACUUGGUUCAUAAUUUAUACAGCAGCUUCCUCAUGCGUCAGCAGAGCUUUUUUUUAGUAAACAUCAUUACAAUCUAAGAUGAACAUUGACUGCAUAGUAUAAACCCUGAAUAAAACCAGUUUUGUUUAAAGGUCUAUACUGCUGAUUUCCUGAAUUGUACAAUCAUGUAUAUCCUUCCAUAAGAAGCAAUUUUGGAGGUUUGCUACUCUGGAGAAUUCUGGUAUCUGUUCAUAUGAUGCCAUGAUCUUCCCAUCAAAUUCACCCUACCAUGGAGCUAUGCUCAUAGAAACUACAAAAACCCCAAGAGCAACAUUUCAGACUCUACAGGUCUCAGUUAACCUAUGACAAAUUGGCCAAAAAGGGGAAGGACACAAGUGUUACAAUAGCCCAAUGUCCAGACCUCAAGUCAACUGAAAUGCUGCGACAGGAACACAAAUAGCUGUGCAUAAAAGAAUGGCCGCAAACCUCAAUCAACUUAGUCAAUUUUAUAGAGAAGAGUUCACCAAAAUUCUUCCACAAUAAUGUCAGAGAAUAAUAAAUGAAUACAGAAUGACUCAUUUAGAUAUUGCUGCUUUGGGUCUAGCAAAGUGUUUUGUUUUUUAAAAAUAAAAGGAUAAAGAUAAAGCCAGGCUUUUUUCCUCUGAAGUACAGAAAUGUUCUGGUUUCUAAACCUUACUUUAUUUUUAAACCCUCAGAUACAUCAUGUUUAGAUGCUUGAAAAGCUCUGUUGGCAAAAAAAGAAAGCAUGUAUCUAUUUUUGAAUGGAAGUCACAACUGGUGAUGCUGAAGCUGCCCCAUUAACUGCUUUUCAGAUGGAAAAGAAAGAAAAACCCAUGUUCUUUUCACCACAGUUUUAAAGCUUGCAGCAUUUUGAAGAAGCGUUAGUAAAUGAAUCAGGUUUAAAGAAAUUAAUGUUGCAGUCAAUCACCUUGUGGCAUUAGCUCCAACAUCUUAAAGAUCCAUUUUCUCCAGACUCAGCUUUUAAUGAGCUAACUCAGGUUGUAGCCAGACUCAUAGGAAAAUCAAUGCGACUCCAUUGAUUAGCUGUUAUGACUCAUAGCAUUGUAAUGCAGGCUUGGUCUUAAUGGACUAUACCAACAAGCUAUACUUAGGUCUUAUUUUAAGCAUUUGGAGUCUUUGGACAUAUAUAACGGAGCACUCAAUAGAAUGAAGUUUUUAAUUUCCUUUUACCCUAAUGAGCUGAUUAAUAAUUAAUAUUUCUACUGAAACGCAGCAGACGUCCUGCUAGUUAUGUUUUGUAUUUCACAAGAAAGAAGCUCUCAUAAUGAAACUCUUUUUUUUUUUUUUUUUUACAGUGUACUGUCUUUGUGUUUUUGUUUGAUUUUUUAAAAACUAUUUCUGCUUAUUAAAGAGUGGACCUUAAAGAAAAAAGAACAUAAUUGAAAUAUUUUAGAAAAGGAAGACAGCAAAGUUAUUAAUUGUACAAUAAAGAGUUUGCGAUUUACUUGUGCUGCAUCACAUCCACUGAAGCAUAUUAAAUUGAAUGACACUUAGGAGGGUUUGUCUCAUCAGAGACUUGUUCAUGUAUAUUUGUGUGAAGCCAUUGUCCAUAUCUUAACUGUAACAACAAGGGUCUGAAAAAUUGAAGCACAGCCAGAGAUCAUACAGGAAAUCAGAUAAAAGCCAAGCAUCCAAACUUUUACAUGGAAGCAAAAACAUCUUACAUGAGUAUUAGUCAGAGGAGCAAUUUACACAAGAGAAGAGGCAAAAAUGCCCACAAAGGCUAGUUAUACAUAACAGUGUACAACACCGGCAUCAUUUUAUACACAAGGAACAAGGAAAAGUUUGGAAGUUGAGUGGAAGAAUCUGAAAACACAGCCCUGCCAGAAGCUGUCUGGGCAUACCACUGAAGAUGAUCUUUAAGGGCUCAUUCGAAGAACUUUUUGGUCACACAUUGUAUACACAGCAGAGUGACACUGGUUAAUAAGACACAAUUAACAGAAUAAAAGCAGUUAAAAGAUCCUACAUACAUACAUAUGUUCCCAGUCACACAGGCCUAGAAACGGUGUGUUACUACAGUCGCAAUGGAAAAAUGUGAAUUUCCUGACAAAUGGUUGCUAAUGGUUGUCACUAGAUAAAAUUAAUCGCAAAGAAGUACAGGAUACUGCAACAAAAAAGUCCUUGAAAUUGUUUGGUUUCUAGUGGAUUGCCAUAAAAUCCCUGUAAUUACAUGGAAGAUACGUGAACUUCUCACUGAGCAGUAG
This is a messenger RNA of Haplochromis burtoni (Burton's mouthbrooder), 4607 nucleotides long. RefSeq names its product G protein-coupled receptor 184 (gene gpr184). Gene Ontology annotation, cellular component: membrane. Bases 539 to 1585 code for a protein of 348 amino acids. Gene Ontology annotation, molecular function: G protein-coupled receptor activity. NCBI's taxonomy places the organism in Eukaryota, Metazoa, Chordata, Actinopteri, Cichliformes, Cichlidae. The record is from RefSeq and is a predicted model, not a curated record. The transcript has 3 exons. Gene Ontology annotation, biological process: G1/S transition of mitotic cell cycle; negative regulation of G2/M transition of mitotic cell cycle; G protein-coupled receptor signaling pathway.